Messenger RNA from Notothenia coriiceps (black rockcod), 1854 nucleotides. RefSeq names its product G-protein coupled receptor 56-like. NCBI's taxonomy places the organism in Eukaryota, Metazoa, Chordata, Actinopteri, Perciformes, Nototheniidae. Gene Ontology annotation, molecular function: G protein-coupled receptor activity. The transcript is spliced from 11 exons. The record is from RefSeq and is a predicted model, not a curated record. Gene Ontology annotation, biological process: adenylate cyclase-activating G protein-coupled receptor signaling pathway; cell surface receptor signaling pathway. Bases 78 to 1490 code for a protein of 470 amino acids. Gene Ontology annotation, cellular component: plasma membrane.
GUCCUGGGUAGGAUGUCUCAACAGCAGCGAGAUCUGUGACCAGGUGUUAUGAGUCCGAAAUUACAAGCUGCAGAGUAAUGCGCCGUUCCCUGACUUUCAUUCAUCUGAUGGUGAACUCGUCUCAAGAGGCAGAGGAGAGUCCCACUCCGCAGCACACGGUUCACAUCCCCUCCACCUGUCUGCAGAGGAUCAGCGGAGAUGCGUCUCAGAAGGAGGUCCUGCUGGUCGCCACGGUGAUCAACAGCACUUUAUUUAAGCUGAGCCCCCCGAUGAUAGGGCGGGUCAUACUAGAGAAGCCUAUCAUCAAACAAGUUCUAGGGGGGUUAGUCCUGGUAGUGAGGGCGGGGAGCCAGCCUGUCAGAAACCUCUCACAACCCGUCAGAUUAACCUUCAGACACAACAAACAGGUAGAAAAAGGGACAUGUGUGUUUUGGCAGGAGUCACACUUUAAAAAUGGAACAGGUGUUUGGAGCACAGACGGAUGUGAAACCAGUGAAACUGGAUCGGAGUAUAUUUGUAGCUGCAACCACCUGAGCUUCUUUGCUGUGCUUGUGAACCCAGCACUAUCAGUACAGUCUAAACGCAAUGCUGUGAUCCUGAGCUACAUCACCUACAUUGGUUCAGCACUCUCCAUCUUCUUCACCAUCAUCAGCCUGAUCAUCUAUAUAUGUCUACAACGACAGCGUCCUGAGAAGGCUAUCGGUGUGCAUUUGCAACUCUCAGUAGCACUGCUCUGCCUCCACCUCAGCUUCCUGCUGGGCAGCUUCUGGGUGUGGCAGCUGAAGGAGGGUGAGGAGGGCUGGGUGUGCGGGGGUCUGGGUCUCUUCUUACACUGGUCGCUGCUGGCCACUGUUUGCUGGAUGGCUCUGGAAGGAUUCCACCUCUAUCUCCUCUUGGUCCGCGUCUUCAACAUCUACGUCAGGAGAUACCUGCUGAAGCUCAGCCUGGUUGGAUGGGGUAUUCCUACACUGAUUGCAGGGGUUUGUGGGAUUUCAGGUGUUUAUGGCAAAUACACUUUGAAAAUAAUUGAUGCCACCAACCCCAAUACAACAUCACAGAUAUGCUGGAUGAGCAGCCAGUUCCCACAUAUGCCUUUAGUCAGCUACCUCACUACCAUGGCCUUCCCUUGCCUGGUUAUACUGUGUAAUUUCUGCAUGCUGGGGUUGGUGGUGUUUAAGCUGUGGAGGCUGAGGGCGGGCGGAGGCAGUAGUGGCUGGAAGAAGAUGCACAGAGAGAAAGGGAUUAGAUUAUGGAAGGACUGUGCCACGGUGCUGGGCCUCAGCUGUGUGCUGGGCUUACCCUGGGGGUUAGCUGGGACCACCUACAUCUCCCUCUCUGGGAUCUACCUUUUCACCAUACUAAACUCCUUGCAGGGUUUUUUUAUGUUCCUGUGGUCCGUAGCUUUGACCUGCAAGCCUCGAACUGAUGAUAACUCCUCAAGCAGAGACCCUUCCUCUCAGAAAGUGAUGACUACCAGUUUCAAUAACUGAUAAUUACAGCUCUGUUCAUCUUCUGGCCCAUCUCCCAGCUACCUUUUUUAUCUAAAGUCCUGGAGCGAGUAGUCUAUGCCCAGCUGCAGUCGUUCUUAACCACGCAUGGCAUUAAUGAAAAGUUUCAGUCUGGCUUCAAACCCAUGCACAGUACUGAAACAGCCCGUUUAAGAGUUUUUAAUGAUCUGCUCCUAGCCGCCGACUCAGGUAGCCUAGCUGUCCUGGUGCAGUUAGACCUGACAGCUGCCUUCGACACUGUGGACCAUAGCAUCCUGUUGUCACGGCUUGAACAGUCCGCAGGCAUCACAGGCUCUGCCCUUGCAUGGUUCAGGUCCUACCUGACAGACCGUAGCUUCUCUGUGCA